Messenger RNA from Physella acuta, 2273 nucleotides. Its product is annotated as spermatozoon-associated protein kinase. Lineage: Eukaryota; Metazoa; Mollusca; Gastropoda; Physidae. Gene Ontology annotation, cellular component: cytosol; cAMP-dependent protein kinase complex; nucleus. The record is from RefSeq and is a predicted model, not a curated record. Gene Ontology annotation, biological process: protein phosphorylation. Gene Ontology annotation, molecular function: cAMP-dependent protein kinase activity; ATP binding.
AGUAAUACCUUCACGAACCCUAAACAUGGCAUCACUUUGUCGGACCCUAGUUUCUGAUGGAGGGUAGGACAUUGUAAAAUGUAGCAGCGUUGGGUUGACCCUUCUUUCACGCUGAUUCCACGAAUACGCAUUUUCAUGCUUUUGAUAUAUUUAAUAAGGAGACGUCAAAGGAUUUUGUUUUCUCCCAAUGACUUUACCAUUCUCUGAGAGUGUUGACCCAUCAACUAUUGACAGUAAGAAGAAGAUUGGCACUCAUGAAUAGUAAUAGAAACUGCAUAAGACUGCAAUCUUUUCACAGGAGUAAUAUCUUGGAUUUCAAAAGCGGAGAAUUGGUCCUGAGCACGUCCGAAAAUUGGCUCAAAGAGUACUUGGAAAAGGCUAAAAAAGAAUUUGAUGAGCGUUUUAAAGCCAACCCCUCGUACAAUGAGUCCAUACGGAACUUUACUCUGAUCAGAACGUUGGGGUCCGGGUCGUUUGGACGAGUCAUGCUGGCCCAACACAACAGCGACUCGUCCGGCAAGUGCUUCGCCAUUAAAAUUCUUAACAAAGAGAAGGUUGUUCGGACUAAACAGGUUGACCACACAAUCAAUGAGAAGCGACUGCUGGGUAGUGUCGGAAAUUUUCCGUUUAUCAUACGACUUGUGAUGGCAUUUAAAGACACGACGAAUCUCUACAUGGUGAUGGAAUUCUCCCCGGGCGGGGAGCUUUUCCGGUUGAUCAGGAGAAAGGGUCGAAUCCCCGAAGCCUGGGCCCAGUUUUACUCCGCCCAGGUAGUGUUGGCGCUGCAGUACCUGCACAAUGCUACCGUCCUGUACCGGGAUCUCAAGCCAGAGAAUCUUCUCAUAGACGGCACGGGUUACCUCAAGAUGGCAGACUUCGGGUUUGCCAAACGAGGCCACCAAACAUGGACUCUGUGUGGAACCCCCCAGUACAUCGCCCCCGAGAUGAUCCUCAACAAAGGUUAUGGCAAGUCUGUCGACUACUGGGGCUUAGGUAUACUGAUAUACGAAAUGGUUGCAGGUUAUGUACCAUUUGACCAUAAGACACCUAUCAAGCUGUAUGAAAUGAUAGUAGAGUGUAACGUCAAUUAUCCCAGCCAUUUCAAGCCGCAGCUCUCCAACCUCUUGUCCAAGCUCAUUCAGAUAGACGUCACUAAACGAUAUGGCAAUCUCAAAGAGGGCGCCUUUGACAUAAUCAACCACCUCUGGUACAAGGAUGUUGACUUUCGGAAAAUAAUAACCAAGGCCUACCAAGCACCAUGGAUUCCACAUCUUAAAAAUGAAACCGAUACCUCAAAUUUUGAGCGCAGUAAAGAAGAAAGCAUUUCUAUUUUGAAGACUGAUAAAUACGUUGAAGAGUUCAUUGAUUUCUAAAAUCUUUCGGAUCACUCUACCAGGAAAUAACACCCAAAGUGAAACAGCAACUUGUAGCGUUGGUUUUAAAAAGAUGGAAUGUCGUAUCCAUUGAAACAAACUAUAUAGAUGGGUCCUGAAUAAAAAUUAACAUUUAGUAAAGCUUUACUGGCCAGUUGGGCUCAAGUUUUACUAAAAACAAUUGUCUCAAGCAGCUGGUUUGCUGGUCUCUACAAUGUAGCGUUUUCUAAGAACCAAUCAGACUAAACUAGACAGUAUUUAAUUCAAAUAUGUAAACUAUUGGUUGCAAGAAGUUAAAAUUAUUCUGUUUAGAUUAUACUUUUCAAAUAUUUUUGAAUGAAAAUAUAUUUGUGUUUAAAUGCGACAGGCUUAAGAAAUUAGAACAGAGGCAGUAAUUAGUUGAUUAGACCCUGACUGGCCCAGCCCAUCAUAUUGCUCAUGUUUAGGUUCUCUAUAAUUCAUAUUUCAACAAGAAACAAAUAUUUGUGUUUAACAUCUUAUGCAGUUAUUUUUAACCCUUCAUUACACUGAUUAAAUCCCUUUCAAUCAAUAACAGAAUUACCUGUAACAUUAGGAUAAUUUUUAUUUUUUUAAUAAAUCCUCAAAACAAUAAAAAAUAAGUAUUGAAGGAAGAGAAGCUUUUAAUGAAUAUUUGAUUGAAAUGUUCCUCGCCAUGACCAUAAUAAUGCUUUGUUUGCUCUGGGUGUGAAAGCAGUUUGAAAUGUCUUGAAUGGCUGGAUGUCUGGCACACAACUAGAAGGUGAUCUGGGACUAAUUUAUAUGACAGGAAACCUGGAUGUACUUUCAACACGAUUAGUUGGUUUUUUUUUUUUUUACAUUUCUCAAUCCAAUGUUGUAGAUGUUUUUAUACAUUUAUUUUUCAUAAUAAUAAAGUCUUUU